Messenger RNA from Penicillium subrubescens, 1857 nucleotides. RefSeq names its product acyclic terpene utilization AtuA family protein. The record is from RefSeq and is a predicted model, not a curated record. The transcript is spliced from 6 exons. The coding region runs from base 1 to 1857 and encodes 618 amino acids. NCBI's taxonomy places the organism in Eukaryota, Fungi, Ascomycota, Eurotiomycetes, Eurotiales, Aspergillaceae.
AUGGUAAAAGAAACCGAUAAUCCAGAUGAAAUUUCGAGUCUGACUGCCCCAGGCGAUCCUGCAUACGAAAUGUAUCGUCAAGCGACGCUCGGGGAUGUCGAUUUCAUCACGGGCGAUUACCUCGCAGAGGUCAACAUGGCCAAUAAUGCGCAGGCUUAUCAGAAAGGAGAGCAUCCAGGAUACGAGGAAACCGCCUGGGAAGGGAUCAAGCAAACUAUUGAGGUGAUAUCCGCCAAGAAGAUCAAGGUUAUAAUCAACGGAGGAGCCCUCAAUCCAAGAGGCCUAGCUUUCAAAGUGGAGGAAUUAGUACGAGCAAAGGGCUUCAAUCUGAAGGUAGCCUUUCUCUCUGGCGAUGACCUACACUCGAAAUUUGGCCCCAACAUGCCGACGUCGAAAGAUGAACUCCAGCACCUCGAUGGAAACAAUCAGUCCUUAAACACCGGGCCGCUCACAUACGCCUUUCUUAAUAGUUCCGAUCCCGUUCCUAUGAUCUCAGCACACGCAUAUCUUGGGGCACGAGGGAUCGUUGAUGGGCUAAGACGCGGUGCGGACAUCAUAAUAUGUGGUCGUGUCGCUGAUGCCAGUCCAGUCAUCGCAGCUGCCUGGUACUGGCACUCAUGGAGUGAAACAGACUACGGCCGCCUUGCUGGUGCAUUGGUCGCUGGUCAUUUGAUUGAAUGCUCUGCUUAUGUCACUGGUGGUAAUUUCUCUGGAUUUGAUCGAUAUCCCAUCGAGAGAUUUGUACUGCCCGGGUUUCCGCUUGCGGAGAUAGAUUCAGAUGGAUCGUGUAUAAUCACAAAGCAUUGCAACACUGACGGGAUGGUCGACGUCGAUACAGUUCGAAGCCAGUUCUUGUACGAGCUUCAGGGUAACGUCUAUCUCAACAGCGAUGUCAGCGCCAUAUUGGACGAUAUUGUGAUCGAACAGGCAGGUCUUGAUAGGGUUCGUGUCUCCGGAAUAAGAGGCUAUGCUCCUCCCCCAACAACAAAACUGGCUAUCUUUUAUUCGGGGGGCUUUGAGGCACAGCUGCUUCUUAAUGCCACGGGGUAUGGAACAACAGCGAAAUGGGACUUGGUUGAGAAACAAAUUCAUCACUUUAUACCAGAGGAAACAAUGCAAAAGAUUGAAACCCUUGAGUUCCAACGUAUUGGUGUUCCAGCUACCAACCCUGCCUCGCAGCGUAGCAGCACCACAUACUUGCGGGUCUUUGUUGCUGCAGUCUCAGCUCAAUCAGUUCUGUCAGUGGUGAUGGCUAUGAAGGAAAUUUCACUCAAACACUUCUCCGAUCAACGCUGUGCUAUGCCACGUCCGUUCCUAGCUUAUUAUCCGGCGAUAGUUAGCCAGAACCUCAUUGAUGAACGGAUCAACUUUAUCGAGGGGCCAGAAAACGUCGUCUCAUACUCAACCGGCCACCCGCCAAAAUAUGAACCACUUGCUCCCCGGGACAGCUAUGAUCACAAUCCGUCACCGGAAGAGAUAGUUCUAUCGAAGACUCCCAGGCAGCGAAUCCGCCUGGGCGACAUUGCACAAGGCAGAUCUGGAGAUAAAGGUGCGAAUCUCAAUUUCGGCCUCUUUGUCACAAAUUCACAACACUGGCCUUGGCUACGGUCAUAUAUGAGCCGUGAACGUAUGAGAGAGAUGAUUGCUGCCGAUGACGACUGGGAUGACUCAUUCUUGAUUGAGCGAGUAGAGUUUCCGAAGAUUCACGCUGUACAUUUUGUGAUCUAUGGUAUCCUGGGCAGAGGUGUUAGUAGCUCUAGUCGGCUGGAUGGUUUCGGAAAAGGGUUUGCCGAUUAUAUGCGCGACAAGGUCGUUGAGGUGCCAGCGGAAUUACUUGCUUUGAAAUCAUAUCUAUGA